Messenger RNA from Anopheles darlingi, 5814 nucleotides. Its product is annotated as cilia- and flagella-associated protein 44. Gene Ontology annotation, molecular function: protein binding. The record is from RefSeq and is a predicted model, not a curated record. The coding region runs from base 1 to 5814 and encodes 1937 amino acids. Lineage: Eukaryota; Metazoa; Arthropoda; Insecta; Diptera; Culicidae. The transcript has 9 exons.
AUGAACGGAACCACUUCGAAGGAUUCCGGUGAUCCAAAGCGGCGUUACGAUGGAAGAUCUCUUAUAUCCAAGCCAAUCCGAAACUCGUCUUGCACGGUACCGAACGAGCUGCUUGAAUUUGACUAUUCCUAUGGAUACGACUGCAAACGUUACUUCAAUUUGUGCAAAAUCGAUGAAAACGUCCUGGUGUUUGCCUCCGGUAACUUGAUUCACUUCUUUCACGUUGCAUCUCGCACGGUGACUACUCGGCGUAGUUCUACCGGUGGUGGUAUCGAUUUCCUGCUCCUGGUACAGGUCAAUCCCAGCGAGGAGUUUUGUCAUUUGACGGUCGGUGAGAAUGGUACGGAUCCACCGAUUAUCAUCUAUCAGUAUCCGGAGAUGGAGGUGGUCAGCAUCUUGAUCGGUGGUACAACGGCCGGAUACUCUCGCAUCGAUUACACGGCCGAUGGACGAUUGCUUAUCUCGCAGGGCAUCGAACCGGAUUACAUGCUCACGGUGUGGAAUUGGGCGGAAGGAGAGAUUGUGCUGCGCUGCAAGUCCUUCUCCAACGAUGUCAUCAACGUCAUGUUCUCGCCGAGUGUGCCGGGACAUAUUACAACUUGCGGUAAUGCUCCCGUCCGCCAGUACGGAUGUCUAGGUCACAUUAAGUUUUGGAGAAUGUCAAACACCUUUACCGGGCUAAAGCUACAGGGUGAGCUGGGUCGCUUCGGUAAGACGGAAAUCUCCGAUAUUAUCGGCAUUCUGCCUCUGCCGGACGAGAAAGUCCUCUCCGGUUGCCAGUGGGGUAACAUUCUGGUGUGGGAUGGUGGACUUAUUAAGCUCGAGGUAUGCCGGAAGGCCCGUAAACCCUGCCACGAAGGGCCGAUCACGCAGCUAAGCAUGCGUGGCGGUGAGGUGAUGACUGCCGGGCUGGAUGGUAAGAUCAAAAUCUGGUUCUGGGAGACGGUCGAGCUGGCCGACCCACCCGAUGAGGAUCGGUUCGUGGAGAUUGAACCAAUCAUGGAGUUUCGGAUCGGUGGCGAUGCGCACCAUCAUAGCGAACUGAUGUGUUUGGUUAGUAAGCAAACGCAAGAAGACUUUCAAUGGUAUGCUCAGGAUGGUGCCGGUGGGAUAUGGUUGUGCGAUCUAACGCCCGCUCAUCAUACGGAACCACCGCAGCAGCUAUUCCAAUGCCAUGCCGGUGCCAUUGCGGCCGUUCAGGCCAGUCCCGUCUCUAAUCACGUCGCCACGCUUGGUGUAGAUGGCAAACUGUGCGUUUACGAUUACUCCAAACGGGAGCUCCUGUUAACGCAUCAGUUCCAAUGCCCAGGACGAACGAUGCUUUGGAUUCCUCCGACGCUGGACCCUACCGGUGCUAUUCUAGUGCUGGGGUUCAAUGAUGGAUUUCUGCGUACGGUGGCCGUUAAUCUGCACGAUGGGCAUCUAGCCUACCCCGAGAAUCGAGUCAACUUGAUCCAACUACUAAAACCGCACGGCCACCCCGUGACGGCAUUGUCACUAAAUGAACGCGAAACCAUCCUGGUGUCCGGCUCAGAGGACAAAACCAUCUUCGUGCAUCGUUGUGUCGGCAGUGAUCCUCAUGUGGUUCUUGAACCGAUCGGUCUCGUGUACACACCAUCGGCGGUAACAUCGAUUAGCUGGAAGCCAGCAACCCUGUCUACGGCUCUCGUAGGCUGCCGCCAUGGUCAGUUGCUGGAAGUGGAGCUCCCGGAGGAUCUGGUGGAAUACACCACCAUCUCGUACCAUCUGCGCCACGUGGAAAUCAAGCAGCUAGCAUUCCAAUCGGUCAAAUCGGAAAUCAAGCGAAAUCUUCUGGUGGCUGAAAUCGAAAAGCGGAAACAGGAAAAGCGUGCACGGAAGCAGCAGACACUCGACCGGAUGAAGCAGGACAAUCCCAAGGCGGAGAUCAAUGAGGAAGCAUUUUUGGCUGAUUCGGAUGACGAGCAAGAGCUGGAACCACUGUACAUCCCGAAAGUGCCUAACCCGAUCCUUUGGGCUCGUUACACCGACGAGGACACACUGUGGCUCGCAAUGGGAGGGUACGAUGCUGGAUAUGUGUACGAGUAUGGGUUCGAUGAUGAGGAUCCAAUCUCUUGCACACCGAUACAGGAUGCCGAGGACACAGAGCUAACCUGCUAUCUGCAGGACACAAAUUACAUCAUCUUCGGUACGAGCGAUGGUGCCGUGAGGGUGAAUCGAAGAAAACCCGACUUUCGGGAUCUGGAUGAUCAUUGGACGCUUCCGAUGCACGACAAUCGCACCGGGCGCGUCGUAGGCCUUGCAUUUAGCUACGAUUUUACCCAUCUCUUCAGCAUCGGUACCGAUGGUAACUUGUUUGCCUAUCGGUGGUACGGUGCAGGUGAUGCCUUCAAAGCCGUACCACCGAAACCACUGGAGAAAUGCGUCAAACGGGUGUUCGACAUCGACGAGAGUAGUUUCCCUUCGCUGGAGGAACAGAAGGCACGCCGAGAGGCGGAUCGUUUGGCGAAAAUUGUGUCCGAUCGACGGAGUGCCGUACAGCGGACUGUAGUCGAAUAUCGGAAACGAUUCGAGGAACUGUUGGAUCGCAAUAGCCGGUUACCAGACGCGUACCGCAUCCCGGUAACGGACUUUGUACUAGAUGAACGUAUCAUGGAUGAUCUGAAGGAACAGCUCGCGGCCGAAAUGAGGCUUGUGCAUCGCCGGAUGGCUUUCGAUGUCGAAAAGGUACGCAUUACAGCCGAGAAGCUUCAUCGUUUCUUCCUGGAACCGCUCGAGAGUUUCCCGAUAGAGGUAUUGGCUGUUAGGGGUGGACAGAGUGUCAAGAGUUUUCGCAUCGAGAGGCUUGAUGAGGAAUACGUUUCUACCUUUGCAAAGGUGGAGAAGCUUGUCGAAGAAGAGGAACUUCGCAAACGGGUUCCCGAGACGUCUCCUACAAAGCGCAGGGAUCGGCGUAAGGAUUCACAAAUUCAACGAAAAGAAUCGUUCCUCGAAGGCUUAUCGCAAUCGACGAUCGAUUUCAAGCUCGAAAGUAAAAUGAGACGACUUCUAGCGAAGUACCGCGACCGAAAGAACCAGGAGACGGUUCGACAACAAGAGUGGGAAGAGCAUAAGGGCUCGAAACCGGAUCCAAACAUUAAUGAUCCCGCAGAUGAUUUGGCUAUCAAAGAGGCGGCCAGCUCCAUCGGAGACUACAACCUGAAGAGUGAUCCCGAGUAUGAACCAACCGAGGAGCAGGUCGAAAGCGCCAUUGGCAAAUAUCGAGAGUUACUGCGAGUUCGCCAGCAAAUGUUUGAUAUCCAGAGAGACUACAACCUCAAGGUGUUUGCGCUGAGAGAACAGAAGCUUUCGCUUAUGCACUACGUGACGAAGCAGAAGGCUAAGCUGCGCGUGAUUCACGAGGAACUGCCAAGCGAUAAACAGCGACAACUUCCGGUAGAGGUAACGAUCAACCUAGAAGUGGAGUACGCGGACGAUCAGUACAAGUUUGAAGAGGACCGGACCCGGUUCGAUCAAUCGAUCGAGAAAAUUAAAGCGCAAGGACAGACUAAACCGGACUUGGAUCAUACCGAUUCCAUCAUAAAAGAUGCUCUAGGAUUGGCCCCAAGCACCCCUAAAACGGUCCUCAAUAGACACGAGCAAGAACUGCGAGAUAUGCGCCUCAUUAAGAAGCUGUUUAAGCAAGACAAAAUCAUCGAUAAGGUGGCGCGGCGCAUCGAUCAGUUCGAUCAGGAGCUAAAAGCUCUUUCCCAAGAGCGGCUGCAAGUCGAGACGGAUGCAAAGUUGCUGGAAAACUUUCAGCUAACGCUCUACCAGGAACUGUGGAUCUUGAAGGAUUUCAGUAAAAUAGAGUCAGAGAUCGUCCAUUCCGUGGAACAGAUCACACUCGAACGCAAUGAUUUGCUGAAGUCGGUACACGAUGCGCGGGCGGCGAUCGAGCAGGUAGAACAGGAAAUUGAGACGAUACAGAAGGAGCAGCGAUCGAACUUACAGCGCUUCAACUCCAGCUGCCUAGACAACGAGUUUUCCAAGGUGAUGAAACGGAUUUACAAGAAAAAGUAUAAACCUUGUAAGAUCAACGACAACGACUCAGACUCGUCGUCCGAGUACUCUUCCGAGGACAUUGACGGCCUGGAGGGCACUAAUGAUAACGAGGUGAGCAAAGUGUUUCUGGAUGUUAAUCAAUGUCCGGCCGGAUGCGACCAGGAACUGUACACGCUGGCGAUACAACUGCGCAACGAGAAGCUUGAGCUGCAGCGCCGCUACUACGCCGAGGAUAGAACGCUGAAAGAGAUGCACAAAAAUCUGGAAAACUUGAAACCGAAACUGGUCGAUACCGAUUUGCGAUUGGAUGGGAAAAAGCGCGAGCUGCUGGAGCUGCGGCGAGAGAAACAGCGACGAUUGAACGAUAUCGAUACGCUGGUGAUUGUUAAAAUGGAUCAGAUGCAGUACUUCCGAAUCGAGACGGAGUUUCACGACGUAGAGAACAGUUUGAUGUUCAAUCGGGAGGCUUUACUGAAGCUGUACUCCCGUGUCGAUCAACUGACAGCCGAAACGCUCGAAACAAAGCGAAAGCAUCGAGUGAACGUGGUACACCUAGCGCGCAUGAAGACGGACAUUAAGUAUAUGCGGCAGCAGCUGGUCUCGCUCAAGGAGGUGAUUAAUGAGACAAUGAUGAAAAAGUUUGGCCGCGUAAUCGAUCUGGAUGAGCUGGAGGAAACGAUUCUACGCCAGUACACGUUCGAAAUGCGCGCUAAUCUAGACGACGUGAAGAGGACCUAUGCCGAACGGACCAAGGAACUCAAGAAACUGUUCGCCAAGAAACAAGAGGAAUUGAAGAAAGUCAUCCAGGAGGGCACGGAGAAGCUACACAUCCUGACGGUGCUUCAAGAGGAGUACAAUAAUCUGGAAAAAUCGUUGGCACACCAGAAGAUACUGCUGGAAAAGCGCAACACCGCGCCGCCGCCAACUUACUCGGACGAUCUAACGAAGCUGCGCGAGAUAGCCAAGAUACAGAAGGAGCAAAUCAACACACUCCAGCGGGAGAUCCGCACACUGAGCAUGAAAUGUAAACCGCUGUCGGCGGAAAGUCCCGAUGUAGAGAUCACCAUUCCACCUCCGGUGACCGGUGGCAAACCAGUCCCAAUGGCUGAUGAAUCGGUUUACAAUGCGGUGAUGGACUCGGCACCACCAAGUACCCGUGCCAGUUCACCGGAUAACUUCCUCUACAAUGAAAUUUCCGGCCUAAUCGACGAUUUCCUAAUGGAGCAGCUUGGUUCACACGUACUGCAGUCGGACAUUAAGCGUGUCGUGAACCAUCUGGCCCAUUACCUAUCGAACAUCAUUCACAACUUUGCCCCGGAGCAUGCGAGCGAUCUGUUGCCGCACAUUAUCGAAAAUUUCAAGUCCUUCAUUCCCGAGGAGCUACUCAUCACGAUCCCACCGCAGGCGAUCGCGGAGCUGAUCGAGAGCAUUUUCCGCACUUUCAAGGAAGGCUACGAUAUCGAUACGAAGGAGAUACUGGGGGAGAUCGUUAGCAACAGCCUGGAGAUGAUCUUUCCGGCCUCGCAGAACUACUCGCACAACAUCCUGAUGGACAUCAUGAAGCAGGUCCUGUCCACGCUGCAUCUGGCCGACGUUAGCCAUCCCGAUACGAUCGCAUUCGUGGCCAACGGUAUUCGUCACAAACCCGGCAUCGAUGCGGACGGUGUCAACGUGGAGCAGGUCUGCGAAGAGCUCCUGGUCUACGCACAGGAGAACACGGUCGAAGACAUCACGCCAGAAACGAUCCGGAGUGUAAUCGAGGGUAUUCUGAAGUGCGUCCGGGAACAGUAA